AUAGGUAGCUGAUGAUUUAAGGAGUAACUUAGGCUACUUUUUUUAGACUAGCUCCGCCCCGCGGCGUCACCCGCAGACCGUAGUUAUUGUCGUACUGCGCGCAACAUGGCGGGACUCGCCUAUCAAUAAUAAAAUUUAAUGUUUCCGAAGCGAAGCGAGGGCGGGUCGCUAGUUGUAUAUAUAUGUAUUUAAACCUUUUAUGAGUAUUCAUGAAGACUAAUAGAUAAAUUAAAAGCGUGGAUAUUGUACAACAUAAAGUUGCGCAAGCCUAUUGGUUUUCUUUUAAAAAACUAGUGCGCAUGAGUUUUCGAAAAAUACCAGUUGACAACGCAAGUUAAAAUCGAUAGGGAUGUAGCGACUAUAGUCUUGUCCGUUUUGAAAAAUGUAAUAGAUUAACAUAGACAUAACAUAACUCUAGAAAAUAACCUAAAAAUCAAAAGUAAAAUUUGGAUGUGCAAUAAUAUAAUGAACUGUGGUUACUAAAAAUUGUUGGGAAAUAAAUAUUGAUUAACAGAAUCAAAAUACAUAUUCGAAUUCACAUUAAAAUACUUUGAUUUCUAUUUAUAUUUUCAACAAUAAAAUAUCUAGAUGAUUUGUCCGGAUUUUUUAGAAUUUCAGGACAUCCUGAAGAAGAUGAGGAUACUUGAUGAUAAAAUAGUAUAUGCCUUAAAUACGUCAAUUCCGACAGAGUCAUUUAAAGCUAAAAUUGAUGCUACUGCAGCUUGUCAUGAUCUUUACUCUCAGAUACGAACAGGGCAUUCUGAAAGGGAAAAUGUAAUAAAAAAUUGUAUACUGGCAACUGCAGAAUCAGUAAAAAAGCUAAAAGCAGUCAAAGAAGAAAAACCUAAUGAUUUAGAAGUUUUGAGAAACUUGAAAGCGGAGCAAAAAAAGUUGAGACUUCUUCAAACUGAACUUAGUGUAGAAGAAGUUAUUCAAGAAAAGACAACAAAACUCUUUACAGAAAAAUGUAGAAGCUACUAUAAGCCCUGAUAUUUAUGAAGACUGAAACUUGUUUUACCUUUUCCUGAAUUAUUAUUGUAUACAUUGAAUCAAUAGUUCUUAGAUGUAAA
Bombyx mori (domestic silkworm) is the source of this 1070-nucleotide messenger RNA. It is a transcript of the gene Ccdc58, whose product is annotated as protein MIX23. The record is from RefSeq and is a predicted model, not a curated record. The coding region runs from base 589 to 990 and encodes 133 amino acids. NCBI's taxonomy places the organism in Eukaryota, Metazoa, Arthropoda, Insecta, Lepidoptera, Bombycidae. The transcript has 3 exons. Gene Ontology annotation, cellular component: mitochondrion; mitochondrial intermembrane space.